Molecule: messenger RNA, 993 nt
Organism: Kazachstania africana CBS 2517
Lineage: Eukaryota; Fungi; Ascomycota; Saccharomycetes; Saccharomycetales; Saccharomycetaceae
Gene: CWC2
Product: active spliceosome conformation promoter CWC2
Exons: 1
Coding region: 1-993 (330 amino acids)
Cellular component (GO): U2-type catalytic step 1 spliceosome; Prp19 complex; U2-type catalytic step 2 spliceosome
Molecular function (GO): pre-mRNA binding; metal ion binding; U6 snRNA binding
Source: RefSeq, a predicted model, not a curated record
AUGUCGUGGAAGUCGAAGCUGGCGAGACGUCAAAUCAGUGAAGAAGACCUUCUGAGUGGAAUGCCUCCGCAGACAGGUCUUACUUUCAAUGUUUGGUACAAUAAAUGGUCGCAUGGACCAUCGUCAUCGGUACGAUUUGUGAGUCCCUUUAGGUUGGAUCCCACAAGGGACUCUGGUAAGACUAGAGCCGCAGAUGAUGCGUUUUACUGUCUAUAUUUUGCCAGAGGAUGCUGUGUGAUGGGGUCGAAAUGUGAAUAUUUGCAUCACGUUCCUGAAGAAGAGACAAGUUUUAAUGAUAUCAAAGAUUGUUUUGGAAGAGACAAGUUUGCUGAGUAUAGAGACGACAUGGGUGGUGUCGGUUCGUUCAGGAAACGCAAUAGGACGUUGUACAUUGGCGGACUUGCCGGUGCUUUGAAUAAUAAAACGCUGAAACCGACGCAGAUUGAAAGUAGAUUGAGAUUCAUGUUCAAUAAACUCGGUCCAAUUGAUAAGAUCAGGUACGUGGCCAACAAGAAUUGUGCAUUUGUUAAGUUCAGGAAUGCCAGAAAUGCCGAAUUUGCUAAAGAAGCCAUGACCAACCAGACGAUGCUAUUGCCAAACGACGACGAGUGGGAGAACCGCACUGAGAGCACUGGUCUGCUGGUGAAGUGGGCAAACGAUGAUCCCGACCCGGAGGCCAGACGCCAAGAGGAAGAACAAACCAGAGUAAACUCUAUUCAUCUGAUGGAAAAAUUAUUACAAAACUUUGGGAACUCCAAACGGCAAAGGGAUGAUGCAUCGUCAGAUGCAUCACCAAUUGCAUCGUCGGACACUACACCACGUUCCAUAUCGCCACGUAACCCACGCUCAGACCUGAUUCUAGCAGCAAUCAAGAAACUUAAAUCUCAACGAAAUGACACCGCUCUUCGCCGCUUGGAAGACGCUCUGCAACCCAAACAGACGGAUAUCAAAGCAGCACUCACAGACUACACCACAGAAUCCGACGAGGACUAA